Pseudophryne corroboree (corroboree frog) is the source of this 1965-nucleotide messenger RNA. It is a transcript of the gene ATIC, whose product is annotated as 5-aminoimidazole-4-carboxamide ribonucleotide formyltransferase/IMP cyclohydrolase. The record is from RefSeq and is a predicted model, not a curated record. Gene Ontology annotation, molecular function: phosphoribosylaminoimidazolecarboxamide formyltransferase activity; IMP cyclohydrolase activity. The coding region runs from base 120 to 1898 and encodes 592 amino acids. Gene Ontology annotation, biological process: 'de novo' IMP biosynthetic process. Lineage: Eukaryota; Metazoa; Chordata; Amphibia; Anura; Myobatrachidae. Gene Ontology annotation, cellular component: cytosol. The transcript has 16 exons.
CCUGUCCUGUCCCGGCCCCGCCCCUCAGCUGCACAGUGAAUGCUCUGUGUCUGGUUGGUGCUGUCACCACGUGUUAGCCUGAGUCUAGCAGUGAGAGGCUGUGACUAGCUGCAGCAAGGAUGGCACAGGCACCAGAGUUGGCUCUCUUCAGUGUUUCUGACAAGCAGGGGCUUGUGGAGUUUGCCAAGCGGUUGAGCGCUCUUGGUCUAUCCUUGGUGGCUUCUGGUGGAACUGCAAAAUGUCUACGUGAUGCCGGGCUCACUGUCAGAGAUGUGUCUGAGCUUACCGGCUUUCCAGAGAUGCUUGGUGGACGUGUCAAAACCCUUCACCCCGCAGUACAUGCAGGUAUCCUGGCAAGGAGCACCCCUGAAGACCAAGCAGAUCUUACUAGAUUAGGUUUCAGCUAUGUCAGGGUGGUUGUCUGUAACCUGUAUCCUUUUGUGAAGACUGUGUCUGCAGCUGGUGUCACAGUGGAGGAAGCUGUUGAGCAGAUCGAUAUUGGUGGUGUAACACUACUGCGUGCAGCUGCCAAGAACCACGCCCGCGUUACGGUUCUUUGUGACCCCAGUGAUUACAACAGUAUUGCAGAUGACAUGGAAAAAUCUGAACAGAAGGACACUACCCUGGAGAAACGCUGCCAGCUGGCCCUGAAGGCAUUUACGCACACUGCACAAUACGAUGACGCCAUAUCGGAUUACUUCCGCAAGCAGUAUAGUAAAGGGGUAUCCCAGCUGCCGCUACGAUAUGGAAUCAAUCCUCACCAGAUACCUGCUCAGAUCUUUACUCGUGGAGCACAACUUCCACUCACCGUGCUGAAUGGAUCUCCUGGGUUUAUUAACCUAUGUGAUGCUUUGAACGCCUGGCAGCUGGUGAGGGAGCUGAAAAAGGCGCUAGGACUCCCCGCAGCCACUUCAUUCAAGCACGUGAGCCCAGCAGGUGCCGCUGUGGGUGUUCCACUGUCUGAGGAAGAGGCUCAGGUCUGCAUGGUGCAGGACCUGUACACAACACUCACCCCAUUGGCCACUGCUUACGCCAGAGCUAGAGGUUCUGACAGAAUGUCCUCGUUUGGUGACUUUAUUGCCAUUUCUGAUGUGUGUGAUGUUCCCACUGCAAAAAUAAUAUCUCGGGAGGUGUCUGAUGGAAUUGUGGCUCCGGGAUAUGAGGAAGAGGCUCUUAAAAUCCUGUCCAAAAAAAAGAAUGGGGGCUAUUGUGUCUUGCAGAUGGACCCAACUUACGAGCCAGAAGGCAGUGAGAUUCGGAGCCUUUUUGGCCUACACCUGGAGCAGAAGAGAAAUGAUGCCGUUAUAGAUGGCUCACUUUUCAGCAACGUAGUGACUGCAAAGAAAGAGCUCCCGGAGUCUGCUGUCAGAGACUUGAUUGUAGCCACCAUUGCACUGAAAUAUACCCAGUCUAACUCUGUGUGCUAUGCCAAGGAUGGACAGGUGGUAGGAAUCGGUGCCGGGCAGCAGUCCCGCAUACACUGCACUCGUCUUGCCGGCGAUAAAGCUGAUAAUUGGUGGCUGCGGCACCACCCACGGGUUCUCGGCAUGAAGUUUAAGGCAGGCGUGAAGAGAGCGGAGAUCUCCAAUGCCAUUGAUCAGUAUGUGAGCGGUACAUUAGAAAAGGAGGAGCUAGAACAAUGGAAGGCCCUUUUUGAGCAGCCUCCAGAACUUCUGUCCUGUGAAGAGAAGCAAAGCUGGAUUUCUACUCUUAGUGGGGUCUCUCUGAGCUCUGAUGCCUUCUUCCCGUUCCGGGAUAAUGUGGAACGGGCGCGUAAGAGUGGGGUUCAGUUCAUCGCUGCUCCCUCAGGUUCCACAGCUGACAAAGUAGUCACUGAGGCAUGCGACGAGCUGGGCAUUGUGUUGUCGCACACCAACUUGCGUCUCUUCCACCACUAAUGCUCUAAAAUCCUGUUGUCUACUCAAACUUUUGUGCUGUUACAAUAAAACCUUUUGAUGCAUCGUU